Exophiala oligosperma is the source of this 2140-nucleotide messenger RNA. RefSeq lists its product as uncharacterized. Lineage: Eukaryota; Fungi; Ascomycota; Eurotiomycetes; Chaetothyriales; Herpotrichiellaceae. Bases 231 to 1439 code for a protein of 402 amino acids. The record is from RefSeq and is a predicted model, not a curated record. The transcript has 2 exons.
CACAGAUGAAGCUGCGGUCAAGAUCUUGAGAGGGUUUACCAGAGCAAGAUCGCUCCAAAGCUGAUACAUUUUUGAUAGUAAACGCAGGUAGGUCGGUAUUUUUGCGGCUGAGGACGCAGGGAGCCUGAUCCGAAGGACCUCACCGCUUCGCCGCUACGAAUCUGAAUUUCACUCCGGAACCCAACUUGUCGUGAAAACAAGUCACGACCCCUGGACAAGUACUUCUGAUCAUGACGAACUGGAUCUUGGGCGAGAAAUUCCGCGAGCGUUAUCCUCAUUUGAGCGGCGUCAGGGCACUAUGGGAGACGAAAUGGAAACUCCCCUGCUCACUGGGUGUUUAUCCAUUCCACGAUGGCAAGCUAGAAGACUUUGCACCGAUCUUCGAGAUGCUCAUCCGUGACAACGUGAAUGAUGCCUACUCUGACAAAUAUACCGAGUAUUUCCUGCCAACGGCUGAGAAAUUGACCGAUUCUGCCCUCUCAGCCCAGGCUUCAGAUCGUGCCAAAGCGGCCGAGCUCUACAAGCGUGCGGCAUGCGUCUAUCGCAUAUCUCGCUUUCCUUCUCUCGACGCAGGACCAGGUCUGAAAAGGAAGAUUUUCGAAAUGCAGAAGCAGGUAUAUCUCCGCGGCGCAAGUUUGUGGGAUGCUCCCAUACAAGAGGUCAAGAUUCCACACACCGCAGCUGAGGGCCAGGACGGUAAAGAGAUUCCACUCUUCGUCCGACUGCCUUCGGGCGCGAGCAGUGACAAGAAGUGUCCAAUGGUACUGCUCAUCACGGGGCUGGAUGGCCAUCGACCUGACAAUACAGGGCGGACAGACGAAUUCAUUUCUCGAGGGUGGGGUUGCGUCAUUGCCGAGAUCCCGGGCACGGCGGACUGUCCAGCAGAUCGUCGAGAUCCCAAGUCCCCGGAUCGAUUGUUCACAUCCAUCCUCGAUUGGAUGGACAAGCAGCCGCAAUUGAACAUGACCAAAUGUAUUGCCUGGGGUCUUUCAGCCGGAGGCUACUACGCCAUCAGGGUCGCGCAUACCCACCACUCACGUCUGGCAGGGAGCAUCGGACAAGGAGCUGGGACACAUUUAUUCCUGUCUCGAGAGUGGCUUACACAUGUCGACGACCACGAAUAUCCCUUCAUCCUAAGUGAAGCAUAUGUCUCCAAGUACGGCUACAAAGACUGGGAAGAACUUCUCGAGAAGGCGCAAAAGGAAUAUAGUCUCGUUGAAAGUGGGCUCCUCAACGGACCAUGUUGCAGACUUCUCCUCGUCAACGGCACAUGGGACGGGUUGAUGCCGAUUGAAGAUUCCAUGCUUCUCAUGAACUACGGCCGGCCCAAAGAGGCCAGAUUUUAUGAGAAGAUGUUACACAUGGGUUACCCUCCCGCCAACGAAUGCAUUUGGCCCUGGAUGGAAUCUGUCAUGGGCACUAGCAGCACUUCUGUCUAGGUUGAUACUAGUCUGAGAAUUCCCUCACUUCCAGGUCCUUCUCAUGAGAAACACCUAAUUACACGUUACUCAUACCACAAACAUUCGUAUACCGAGUAAGGACCAUGCAACCUGUGCUGUUACUGCCUGUCUGCCUCAAAAUCCCUCCUCUGUUAUCUUUCGCCACAUCCUCGGAAUAAACACCUUGGCCUCGGCGAUGUGCUUGACCGUCCAGGGUGUCACGUUCGCGGCUUCUGCCUCUUUCCCAUCGAAAGCGUGCACGUUGUCAACCUCGUGAAUGGCAAGGUACCUCGGCGGGUCCCCUUGGGUGACGGGUGUUCUGGGCCCGACAAUGUACCUCAACGACCUGCGAUACCCAGGCAACUUGCUCAACAGUUCCAAAUGCUCCUUGCGGUACCAUUGAUCAAAGUCCUCUUCGUUUUCAGCCGUGGGCUCCAUCUCCACGGUGAGUAGAUAUGGUGGAGCAGCUGUUUGUUUGACAGUUAGCCCCAACACGACAAUAAGCGACAAGGACAAAGAUACGAAUGACCUAGACUCCUGGUCACGAUGGUCACGGGGCGAAGAGACCGGGCGGGAGACGGGACUCACAAUCACCAAUCUUGUUCGGGUCGUAUUCUUGAAUGAGCUUGUAAUUCCGACAGUCAAAGUCGCCUAUCUCAACAGUGGGUUUGUGGCCGGGCCACAUGCCGCUCGAAUGCCGG